AUGGACGGCGAGGUGCUUGUGCGUGCCGUGCAGCAGCAGGCGGUGGCGCUGCUGGGCUGUCUCCCAGCCGGCGAGCCUGUUCACGACGGCCAUGUCGAGGCCGACAAGUUGGAGGAUCUGGUCUUCCGCCUUCUGAUCACGGGCACCCGGCCGAAGAUGUUCUCCUCGCCACAGGCCCAGGCCUGGGCUGCUCUCCGCUCCGCACUCGGCAGCAACGCUCAGCAACUUGAUCUUGUUGCCGCACUCGGGAGCGACGCCUCCACCCCGGCGGGCAAGGUCAGGGCCCUCGUUAGGGUCGCCCUCGUCGACAAGAGCCUGCCGGCAGCCAUUCGCGCUAUCGCCGCUCUCGUCCAAGAUGCAUACGCUCCUGACGCACCUAUGGCUUCCCCAGACCUGGCAGAGGCCGCUGCAAAGGCCCUCGACUCGGUCCUCCACGUCGACUUUUCGCUCUGUGUCAAGGAUGUCGCCUUUGAUCAGCUGCCGCAUCCCGACGUCCACCGCGAGGUCUCGGCCAUGCUCGGCCGUAUGGCGCUUGAAAAGAACGACGCUUCGCUCCGCUCUGCCACUGCAGACGUUUCUUCUGUCUCUACUGCGCCAGCCAGCGAACAUGAUGGACCCACUGUCUCCGCCGCCUCGCGCGGCCGCCGCCGCAAGAAGCGCAAGAAGAAGGCUGCAAAGGUUGCCGGCGUCGCUCAUAUCGACGCACCGGGCGCACCACCGGGGGAUCUUCCCGCGCCGUCACCGUUGCGGCCCACAGGCAUUGCUGGCUACCAGCGCAAGCUGGCGCUCGCCUCGCCCGGGGUCACGUCGUCGGACGACGCCGCCGUUGACGAGCUGUCGGACACAGAGCCCGACGUCGGUGAGCUGUCGGGUAGCGAGGUCAAGGCCGAGGCCGAGCCCGAGUCGGAGCCUGAGCCCGAGCCCGAGCCCGAGCCCGAACCCACAGCAAGUCCAUCGUCGCCCGUGCCGUCACCACCGAUCUCGCCGAUCGGCGCGCCCGCCGUCGGGCAUUUCGACUCGCCAACCGGCUCCACCAGUCGCGGCGGCUCUCCAUGGCUGCCGGCUGAUGUCGACCCUUGGGCGCUGGCCUCAGAGCAGCUGGAUGAAAACCACCCAGACAAUGUCAAGACGCACAACCUCAUCACGACCGCGCCCGACGACCGCAGCCCGUCGCCGCCGCUGGGGCGGCCGAGCACCAGCCCGUCGGCCGUCGCCACUUCGCCCUUCCUUGCCCUGCCGAAGGGCACGUCACCGAUAGGGCGGACCAUCGGCAACGGGACAAAGGACACUGCUGCUGAGGAUAGUGCUGGCAGCACGGCUGUCGCCGCCUCGCCGCUGCUCCCGUUCUCGGCCAUUGUCCGCAAGAAUCUCGAGCAGUCACAGUCAGACUCGGGCCCGCAGUUUAAGUUUCGCAUUGGCGACCCUGCUCCGUCGACGGCUGCCAAGCUGCCGCGCGAACUCCCUCCCUCAGUCUCGGGCUUGCAGUCGUCGCUUCGCAACCAGGUCAUCGCCGCGGCAGCAACCGGCGAUGAAAGCGGUAGCAGCAGUCUGCGUCUGCCCGACGACGGUGCGGCGUCGCAGUCUGCUUACGCGGCGUCCAAGCCGAUCACUCAGCAGUUCCUUUCGAUCGGCGGGCGAGGAGCGGCCGAGGCACUCGGUGCGCCGGCGACGGCGUCGCGGCGUGAAGCCCUUCUCACCACUCUGCUCUCGACUACUGCGGCAACACCGACAACCGCGUACCGCCAGCGAAGCCGGUCGCGGCGGCUGAGUAGGAGCGCGAGCGAGGCCGCCUCCUAUCAGCAGUCGGAUCCGAUGACUCACGCCGAUGUGCUGGCGGCCUCGUUUGCCAAGGUCUUCCCUGUCGGCUCGCGAAACGGGUCGUCGGCGCCGGCGCCGGAGCUCAACCUUGCGCUGCUCAUGUAUGAUCGCUGCGCAGGGUUGGCAAGCGUUCGGCCGGUCGCGUCGUCGCUACCGCUAACUGCGUACCCGUGGGAGAGCGCAUCCGUCCCGGCCCCAGCGUCGGUGUUCUCGGCUGGCGCCGGUGGAGGCUUCUCGUCCCACGAUUUGUACUCGUCGACUACGUUUGGCAGCUCGCCUGCGGCUGCACCGUGGCGCGAGCCGAGCAGGACCAGGGCCGACUCGCUGGCGUCGGUGGAAAGUGGUGCCGGCAUCGUGGUGAACCCGAACAGUGGCGGUCUGUCGCCGAUGUCGGACUGGGGCUAUGUUGACGACGCCGCCAUGUACCCGCCGCGCAAGGUGUUGUUCUUUAGCGAGAGCGGGCGGGCGCUCCCCGACUCGGUGGCAGCGCAGGGCGGGCGGUGCUAUGGGUGCGGUGUGCCGAUCGUGCUCGGCGGGCGAGAGUGCGCCUACUUUCUCAAGUACUUUUGCGGCUCGUGCCACACCGGCGCCGACGAGCUGGUCAUUCCGGCGCGACUGUUGUCGUCGUGGGACUCGGAACCAUACCCAGUCUCACAGCCUGCGGCGCAGUUUAUGCGGGAGAUUGCCUGCGAGCCGGUUUUCAAGAUCUCAGUCCUCAAUCCGAGUCUCUACGCGCGGGUGCCCGCGCUCGCGGCCGCGCACAAGGUCCGCAAGCGGCUGGCCCACCUCAAGGCGUUCGCCAUGACUUGCCGGGAGCGUCCGGGGCUGUUGGCUUUGUUUGGCCAGCGGCAACACCACCUCGACAACAUCCACUUUUACUCGCUCGACGACCUGCUGCACGUCGAUGAUCUGGUGUCGGACCUGGUCUCGUGGGCAGAGCAUCUCGAGGCGCAUGUGUAUGGGUGCGAGCGUUGCCGGUGGAAGGGUCAUAUUUGCGGCAUGUGCAACGCCAAUGAGGCCAUCUAUCCGUUCCAGAACACAACUGUGGCGUGCGAGACGUGCGGCUCGUGCUACCAUGUGCGAUGCUUUGACCAGCGGCGCGACGCGUGCCCGCGGUGCGAGCGGCGGCGGAGCCGCGCCGCAUCGUCGGCGACCCAAGAGGUGUCGACCUCGUCAGGCUAG
Molecule: messenger RNA, 3000 nt
Organism: Thecamonas trahens ATCC 50062
Lineage: Eukaryota; Apusomonadida; Apusomonadidae
Exons: 1
Coding region: 1-3000 (999 amino acids)
Source: RefSeq, a predicted model, not a curated record